AGGGAAAGCUGAAGAUGGGAUCUUUGAAGAGUCCUGUCUUCCUCUUGGUCCUCUACCUUCUGGAAGGGGUUCUGAGCAAUUCCCUCAUCCAGUUGAACAACAAUGGCUAUGAAGGCAUCGUCAUUGCCAUAGACCACGAUGUGCCAGAAGAUGAAGCCCUCAUCCAACGGAUAAAGGACAUGGUGACUCAGGCCUCUCCAUACCUGUUUGAAGCUACAGGGAAAAGAUUUUACUUCAAAAAUGUUGCCAUUUUGAUUCCUGAGAAUUGGAACACAAAACCUGAAUAUAAGAGGCCAAAACUUGAAACCUUAAAAAAUGCUGAUGUCCUUGUGUCAACAAUGAGCCCCAUAGGUAAUGAUGAGCCCUACACCGAGCACAUAGGAGCAUGUGGAGAAAGGGGGAUCAGGAUUCACCUGACUCCUGACUUCUUAGCAGGAAAGAAGCAGACUGAGUAUGGCCCACAAGACAGGACGUUUGUUCAUGAGUGGGCUCACUUCCGAUGGGGGGUGUUUGACGAGUACAACAACAACGAGAAGUUCUACUUGUCCAACGGAAAGCCCCAGGCAGUAAGAUGUUCGGCAACCAUUACCGGUAAACAUGUAGUUCGUCGGUGCCAGGGAGGCAGUUGCGUCACUAACGGAAAGUGCGUAAUCGACAGAGUAACGGGACUGUAUAAAGAUAACUGUGUAUUCAUACCAGAUAAAAACCAGAGAGAGAAGGCGUCCAUCAUGUUUAACCAAAAUAUCAACUCUGUGGUUGAAUUCUGUACAGAAAAAAAUCACAAUAAAGAAGCCCCCAAUGCCCAAAACCAACGAUGCAACCUCCGAAGCACUUGGGAAGUCAUCCAGGAAUCUGAGGACUUCAAGCAAACCACUCCCAUGACAGCCCAGCCACCCGCACCCACCUUCUCACUGCUGCAAACCAGACAAAGAAUCGUGUGCCUCGUUCUUGAUAAGUCCGGGAGCAUGCAGAGCGAUAACCGUCUUAACCGAAUGAAUCAGGCAAGCCGGCUUUUCCUGCUGCAGACUGUGGAGCAGGGAUCCUGGGUCGGGAUGGUGACCUUCGACAGUACCGCCUAUGUACAAAGCGAACUCACACAGUUAAACAGUGGUGCUGACAGAGACCUGCUGAUCAAGCGCUUACCCACAGUAGCUUCAGGAGGGACGUCUAUAUGCUCUGGGCUUCAGGCAGCAUUUACAUCGAUAAAGAAGAAGUACCCGACGGAUGGAGCUGAAAUCGUGCUGCUGACCGACGGGGAAGAUAACACCAUUAGCAGCUGCUUUGACCUGGUGAAGAACAGUGGGGCCAUCAUUCACACAGUGGCCCUGGGACCGUCUGCCGCUAAAGAGCUUGAACAGCUGUCCAAAAUGACAGGAGGCUUGCAAACGUAUUCUUCCGAUCAGAUUCAGAACAACGGUCUUGUUGAUGCUUUCGCAGCUCUCUCCUCAGGAAAUGCAGCUAUCUCUCAGCACUCCAUCCAGCUGGAGAGCAGAGGAGUUAAUCUCCAGAAUAAGCAGUGGAUGAAUGGCUCAGUGAUCGUGGACAGCACAGUGGGGAAGGACACCUUGUUUCUUGUCACCUGGACUACGAAUUCUCCUUCAAUAUUUAUCUGGGAUCCCAGUGGAGUGCAACAAAGUGGUUUUGUACUAGACACCAACACCAAGGUGGCCUACCUCCAAGUCCCAGGCAUAGCCAAGGUUGGCUUUUGGAAAUACAGCAUUCAAGCGAGCUCACAGACUCUCACUUUGACUGUCACCUCCCGGGCAGCAAGCGCUACACUGCCUCCAAUUACAGUGACCCCAGUAGUGAAUAAGAACACAGGGAAAUUCCCCAGCCCUGUAACCGUGUAUGCAAGCAUUCGCCAAGGAGCCUCGCCUAUUCUCAGGGCCAGUGUCACAGCCCUGAUUGAAUCUGUGAAUGGAAAAACAGUAACCCUGGAAUUACUGGAUAACGGAGCAGGUGCCGAUGCUACCAAGAAUGAUGGUGUCUACUCAAGGUUUUUUACAGCUUUUGAUGCAAAUGGUAGAUACAGCAUCAAAAUAUGGGCUCUGGGAGGAGUUACUGCAGACAGACAGAGAAUGGCCCCUCAGAGGAAUGGAGUCAUGUACAUAGAUGGCUGGAUUGAAGACGACGGUGAAAUAAAAAUGAAUCCACCACACCCUGAAACUGGUAAUGUUCAAGACAGCCAAGUGUGCUUCAGCAGGACAUCCUCAGGGGGAUCGUUUGUGGCCACCAACGUCCCCGCAGCUCCCAUUCCUGACCUCUUUCCACCUUGCCAAAUCACUGACCUGAAGGCUAGCAUUCAAGGGCAGAACCUUGUGAAUCUGACGUGGACGGCUCCUGGGGAUGAUUACGACCACGGGAGAGCUUCCAGUUACAUCAUCCGAAUAAGCACGAGUAUCGUCGAUCUCAGAAACAACUUCAGCACCUCACUCGAAGUGAACACUACCGAUCUCAUCCCCAAGGAGGCCAGCUCCGAGGAAAUGUUUGAGUUUGAACUGGACAACAGCUUUGGAAAUGGCACAGAUGUCUUCAUUGCUAUCCAGGCUGUGGAUAAGUCCAACCUGAAAUCAGAAAUCUCCAACAUUGCCCGGGUGUCUCUGUUCAUCCCCGCUCAGGAGCCGCCAGAAGACUCAACUCCUUCUUAUCCCGAAGUCAGCAUCAACAGCACGAUUCCUGGCAUCCACGUGCUGAAUAUAGUGUGGAAGUGGCUAGGGGAAAUGCAUGUGACACUAGGUUUGCACUGAAUCUUCAGGCAAGAAGUAAAUCGCUCCUGUCAUUGUAUUUUAGACUUCCUGAAGGGGGCGAUGUAGUAACACGUGAAGCUGUAAAAUUGGGCCCAGGUGCAUUAAAAAUUAUCUGUUCGAAUCCAAAAGUUUAACCAUCGCUCAGUCUUUGAAGGGUAAUUUGAAUGCUUGCUCGUGUUGCUUGUACCAAUAGAUGGGAGUAGAUUUAAGUUUGUCCUAGGGCACUUGGCUAAAAAUAAGAUCCAAUUACAGUUAGUUAAUCUACUAACUACUAUACUAAACUAUCAGAAAUGCCUACUGAACUAUUUAAAUACAAAAGGCCUGGUUUCUUAUUCAGGACCUUGGAUUAACAUCAGCAAGAAUGUGUCUUCUUUUCUUUAGGUAGGAAUGAGGAUUGCACAAUUUUGAAAUGGGGUACACUUUGGAGAGAACUCACACCUUGGAGGUCCCAUGGGUUUAGAAAUGCAUACUACGUGCCUAUGAUGCUUAGAGCCACAGUAGAAGGAAAUGGGGAGGGGUAGGUAGAUUUAGGGCAAGUGAUAAAGAAAUAAUAUGUUUCACAGUUUUUACAAAUAUUCUAUUAGCCAGGGACUGGGCCUGUUGUGGACUUUUGAAACCUCAUAUCCCACCCCCAGUGAAAUACCAAUUCCAAAAGGCAAUGGCUAAUGCUUCUCAAAACAAUUCUACCAACAAGGGACCAAGCAUUCACAUAUGCGAGCCUACGGGAGCCACCACAACCACUUACAAGUAUGUGCUCAAUUAGGGGUGCUCUGUUAAAUCCAGGGUUGAUGUUCAACUGCUAAUGAAGUAGGCCAUUGUUUCUACAUACCAAACGCUAAUAAAAUAAUCCACUGUUUCCAC
This is a messenger RNA of Rattus norvegicus (Norway rat), 3608 nucleotides long. RefSeq names its product chloride channel accessory 1 (gene Clca1). The transcript has 14 exons. Gene Ontology annotation, molecular function: intracellularly calcium-gated chloride channel activity. The coding region runs from base 15 to 2747 and encodes 910 amino acids. Gene Ontology annotation, cellular component: secretory granule; extracellular region; membrane. The record is from RefSeq and is marked provisional. Gene Ontology annotation, biological process: chloride transmembrane transport; chloride transport. Lineage: Eukaryota; Metazoa; Chordata; Mammalia; Rodentia; Muridae.